Molecule: messenger RNA, 3466 nt
Organism: Mustela erminea (ermine)
Lineage: Eukaryota; Metazoa; Chordata; Mammalia; Carnivora; Mustelidae
Gene: ZNF621
Product: zinc finger protein 621
Exons: 4
Coding region: 903-2342 (479 amino acids)
Biological process (GO): regulation of transcription by RNA polymerase II
Molecular function (GO): RNA polymerase II cis-regulatory region sequence-specific DNA binding; DNA-binding transcription factor activity
Source: RefSeq, a predicted model, not a curated record
ACCUCCCGGACCCCACCAGCAGGCAGGUGCCGCAGCCGGGGGAGGCACCAGUUAAUGACCACGCCUGCUGCGGCCCGCCCGCAACCCCUCCUCUUCCGCGCGGCUGGCCGAGUCACGUGGGCCGCACCGCGGGGACCACAGAGAUGAGCAGCCUCCGUGCGGCCUAGAGGGGCAUUGGGGGCUCGCGCUCGCUUCCGCGUCGGCCUGCCUCUAUCAGCUUUUUGGUGUUCGGAGAGGGAGAGCGUGGGUUCCAGCGAGUUCUACGUGUAAGGUCCGCCCGGCGUCGGCUUCCUCGUUUUCCCUAGCAGCUCGUCAGCGCCCCCCUCCCCUGAGCUCGGGCCCAGUGCGGACUCACCCCCUCCCCUGACUCGGGGCUCCGGCGCUUGGGCCUCGCGGAAGCCGCCCGAGGUGGCCGAGCGGCCUUCUGCAGCCUGGUCCUACCCCUUGCCCUCCGCCGAGGCGUGAUCCUCUUUUCUGUCCUCAGGAACUUGGCUCAGCAGCUUCCCGCGCCCACGACUGACGUUUCUAUUUGGGGUCUCGGAGUCCCUGGGUGGAGAUCCCGGUCGGGUCUCUGGUCAGCAUCAUGAGUAUUUUACUAUUAAUACACAUUUUGCCAUCUCUGUGCCUCCUUUCCAUUGACAACGCUUUUGGGUCAACGUCAUGGUUCCUGUAAGCGCGUUUUUAGGUGUGUUCAGACCCAACAUUGUAGGGAUAGGAUUUGUCUUGGAUCUCUCAGUCCGCUGCGUGUGAAUGGGCUCAGGAACACUCUUGGACUGAGCAGGUGAUGGGGAUUGUCCUGAGGACCAGGCAGAGCAGUUCAUGAGGUUGUUAGGGCCAUCAGCUGCAGGGUGGGUCUGAGAGAGUCUCUUCCCAGUGCUGGAAACGAGGAGACUGGGAAGGCUAUGGGCGGCUGUGAGUGUUGGAGGUCAGGGUGCAUUGCACUCACGGCUCUUCUUCUCUUAGCUCCUAAGGUUUUUGCUUUUCCAAAUCAAGAAGACAGUGCACGAAGCCAGGGAACAUCAGCCAUGCUCCAAACAUCUUGGCCUCAGGAGCCAGUGACCUUUGAGGACGUGGCCGUGUACUUCACCCAGAAUCAGUGGGCCAACCUGGACCCCACACAGAGGGCUUUGUACCGGGAGGUGAUGCUGGAGAAUUAUGCGAAUGUGGCUUCGCUGGCAUUUCCAUUCCCCAAACCUGAUCUGAUCUCCCAGCUGGAGAGCGGUGAAGCGCCAUGGGGCCCAGAUCCCUGGGAAGCAGAGCUUUUGAGAGGCAUCUGUCCAGGUGGUGAGUCCUGGAUGAAGGAGGAGGAGCCAGCUGUAAAGCAGGAAGCCUCUGAGCAGGCAGAAUUGUCCAGAAUGCCCGGAAGAGGACUGCUCAGAAACGUCUCCCAGCACUUUGACUUUAAAAGCAAGGCGACAUGGCAGACUUUCAGUCUGAAUCCGAAUCUGAUACUUCGGGGUGGAAUGAAGUUCUAUGAAUGUAAAGAAUGUGGGAAAAUCUUCAGAUACAACUCAAAGCUGCUUCGGCACCAGAUGAGUCACACUGGGGAGAAGCCCUUCAAAUGUAAGGAGUGUGGUAAAGCUUUUAAGUCCAGCUAUGACUGCAUCGUACACGAGAAGAACCACAUUGGAGAAGGGCCCUACGAAUGUAAGGAGUGCGGCAAAGGUUUGAGUUCCAACACGGCCUUGACUCAGCACCAGAGGAUCCACACUGGAGAGAAGCCAUACGAGUGUAAGGAGUGUGGGAAGGCCUUCCGAAGGAGCGCAGCUUAUCUUCAGCAUCAGAGACUGCACACGGGAGAGAAGCUCUAUAAAUGCAAGGAAUGUAGGAAAGCUUUUGGGUGUAGGUCACUUUUUAUUGUCCAUCAGAGGAUUCAUACAGGGGAGAAGCCCUACCAGUGCAAGGAGUGUGGCAAAGCCUUCACUCAGAAGAUAGCUUCCAUCCAGCAUCAGAGAGUGCACACCGGCGAGAAGCCCUAUGAGUGCAAGGUGUGUGGCAAAGCAUUCAAAUGGUAUGGCAGCUUCGUUCAGCACCAGAAAUUGCACCCUAUGGAAAAGAAGCCCGCCAGGGUCCUUGGGCCAUCCCUGAUGAGUCCCCCGUGCGCCUCUUCAGCCUUCUCUGCUGUUCCUGUCCAGGGCCCAUGCUCUGCUGCCAUGGUGGCCGUGCCUUCACUGACCUUUCCACGCGCUGUGCUCAUUCCUACCUCCGGGCCUUUGUUCAUGCUACUGCCUGCACCUGGAAUGCCUUCUUCACCUGUCCAAAUAGUGCAUGUCUUCCAGGGCCUUCCUUCCACUGUGAAGCCAUUGCCGGUUAUUCUGGCCCCUUCCCCUCACACCUCAUGAACUUUAUCUCAGCACUCUUCUGGCUCUUGGGCCCAGCAGACCCUCAGCUUCACUUGAGUUUUAUUUGUAUAUGUGUGUGUGUGUGUGUGUGUGUGUGUGUGUUUUUUAACUUUACAUGCAUUACAAUUGUUUCAGCAUAAACUCCAUUUUAAUCUGUAUUAUAUGGGAAGACUGUGUUUCUGUAUUUUCUUCCAGGUAGAAAGUGAAACUACCUGACUUUUGCACUGGUCUCCUUCAGGCUUGAACAGUAAAGGCUGUAUCUGCCCUCUGGGGGCGGGGAUGUUGGAAGUGCUGGCAGGACACUUGGUUGCAUUCAAGUGUCUGGGAGUGAGGCCGCCCCUGUGCUGGGCCGUUGUGUUUAAAGCCAGUUGGCUUGGGGGAAGCAGAUGAGGGCACAGGAACUGAGGGCAGGAUGGGGGGAGCGGGGAAGCACUGAAAUCCCCUUCCAGCCACAGACUCAGAAAUUAAUGCAGCUUGUUCAGUGGGCUAAGGCGGUCGGUCCAUCAACACAAUUGAAAUCAUGUUGCCCUUGGCACGAUCACUGGGGAUCUCCUAUGUCUAUGCAAAAGAUCAUGUGAAAUGGCCAGUGAAAACCUAAUGUGUGCAGUGAUCACAAUCAUUUAUGUGAGUGAUAGCAAUCAUGUCUGUAAACACAAAGUGUGUUUUGUGUUUUUUUUCUUUAGUUUUGCUCUUAAUGUCUAGAUACUUCUCUUUAACUUUGGUUUUCUAAGUAAAUACACACCAAAGUACUCAUCUUUGUUCCACUGUUGUAUACAUUUUUCUCCAUGGCGUUCUGUUGGCAAGCAUUGGCUUCUGCGUUUUAUGUUCUCCAGAUAGCAUGAACUGCAAACAUGAAUUUGGUGAAUUAUGAAAGAAAUAGCGUCAGUGUUAAGCCAGCUUGGGGGAAAUAUGAGUAAGUAUCCUAAAGUAUUUUUUAGGAACAGAGGGAGCUGUCUGGUGGGUCAGUGGCUAAACUUCUGUGCUAGGUCAGUGAAGUGGAAUUUUGGAUUGCUCUUGGUUUUGACCUUGAUGGGGAUCUUUUACAGCUCCGUGGAGGACUAUGUGAAGCAAUUUCUGGAAAAAGAAUUAUUGGCAUUAAUAUAAAAUAACUCCUUAAACAUUGA